UUGUGUGUUGUGUUGUGAGUGGGAGUUGAUAUUGUGAUGUCUGAUGUCGUCGGCUUUCGGCUUUCUGGUUUGUUAGGCUAGUUCUUAAUUUAUAACAUAGUUUUUCAAGUUUAAUUGUGAACAACAUUACAUAUUCCUAGAAAUAACUGAAAAUUGAGAAGACUGUAAAUUAAUUAAGGGAAAUAGUUAACUAGCUCAAGCUGAGUUUUAUACACCUGUUAAGUAAAAGUGUAUUUAACUUUUAAACCUACCUAGGCCUAUUAUAUCAAUCAAAAGCCUAACAGCUAGGCCUAGGCCUUAUCUACUUAGUUAGAUAAUCAAAACCUAAUUUCUGAAGUAGUACCUCGUGCUAUAAUGGCAAAUUCUGCGGAAGAAAGGUUGAAAGUUAUUUCAAGACAUUUGAUGGGUAGUACCUCGAGAAACAGGCCGGUUAGGAACCUCACAUCUGCCUGUGACAAAGUUAAAACAGAAUCAUUUCCUCAGGAAAUCAAAAGUGCAGUCCCAAAAAAGAGGACCGAUUUGCUGAAGUGGAAUGGUUGGGGGUACAACGACUCUAAGUUUACUGUCAAUGAAAAAGAAAUCAUUAAAUUUACUGGAAAAAGGUAUGCUAUUGGAGAGCAGGAGUUGCCCCAUUUUACUGAAUGGGUGAUAAAGAAAAUGAACAUUGAUUUAAAAGAUCGAUACCUUCCAAGAGAUCCACCUAAAGUGUUCCCUCCUCCAAAAGCUACACAAGAAUUCCUCGACAAGUUAAGCAAAUGUGGGGUCGCUCAUUCGAUAGAAGGCAUGGAGAGACUUGUGCGAUCUCAUGGACAAACUCUUCACGACAUUUACCAUCUUCGUGUCUCGGAACACAUGGAUAGGAUACCGGAUGUAGUAGUUUGGCCUGACAGUCAUGCCGUGGUAGAGAGGCUUGUAAAGUUAGCAGACGAACACAACGUAGUGAUCAUACCUUACGGAGGAGGCACUAGUGUGUCGGGCAGUGUAUCGUGUCCUCAGGACGAAGCCAGGACCGUUGCGGCCCUGGAUACAUCACAGAUGAACAAACUGCUUUGGCUGAAUGUGGAAAACUUGACGGCUUGUUUUGAGGCCGGUAUCUUUGGCCAGGAUUUGGAGAGGGAGUUGCAAGCUCGAGGGUUCACCUGCGGCCACGAGCCUGACUCCUACGAGUUCUCUAGUCUUGGAGGGUGGGUCGCCACCAGGGCGUCGGGGAUGAAGAAGAACGUUUACGGCAACAUAGAGGACCUGGUGGUACAGGUGAAGAUGGUUACACCUCGAGGGACGUUGGACAGAAGCUGUCUGGGACCUCGGGUGUCAGCUGGACCGGACAUGAACCAUGUCAUAUUGGGCAGUGAAGGUACUCUAGGGGUUGUUACAGAAGUGGUGCUCAAGAUCCGACCCCUCCCCAGGUGUAAGAAAUACGGGUCCAUUGUUUUCCCAGACUUUGAAUCAGGAGUGAAGUGUAUGCGUGAAGUAGCGAGACAGAGGUGCCAACCCGCCAGUAUCAGAUUGAUGGAUAACGAGCAGUUCCAGUUCGGCCAAUCUCUACGACCAGUCAGUGGCUACUGGACAGCCAUCUUAGAAACUGUCAAGAAGACUUUGCUAACCAAAGUGAAAGGUUUCGAUCUGGAACAAGUGUGUGUCGCUACUCUUCUGUUUGAAGGUGAACCUGAAGACGUGGCAGUUCAAGAGAAGAAAAUAUACAAUAUUGCGUCCCAAGUUGGUGGAAUGGCAGCGGGCGAGACCAACGGAGAGAGAGGAUACACGCUGACCUUCGUAAUAGCUUAUAUUAGGGACUUGGCUCUGGAGUACGGAAUUGUAGCAGAAUCGUUUGAAACAUCUGUGCCGUGGGAUAACACUCUGAUGCUGUGUAGAAAUGUUAAACAUCGGAUAGCACAAGAGUGUAAAGCUCUCGGGAUACAGUACUAUCUGAUCUCUUGCCGCGUGACUCAGACGUACGACGCCGGUUGUUGUGUCUACUUCUACUUCGGAUUCAACUGGCGCGGACUCGCCGACCCAGUCGGCAGUUACGAGUUGAUAGAGGAGAGAGCAAGAGAUGAGAUAGUGGCCUGCGGAGGCUCCAUCAGUCACCAUCACGGCGUGGGAAAACUGAGACGGAGAUGGUAUCCUCAAACUGUAUCUCAGCUAGGAGUUGAACUCUUCAGUACCUUCAAGAAUCAACUGGAUCCGAAGAACAUUUUUGCCAACGGAAAUUUACAUACUCCUUCAAAAUCCACACAUUUUGAUAAGUGAAAUGUUAAAAAGUCAAUGAAGACAUUUGACUUUUUGUUCCAAACCACCAAAAAGUUGCAUUUGUAUUAAUAUGUUUACUGUAGUCAAAAUUUGCUAGAUAUGUUAGCUUUAUUUUCCCUAGUGUUUGUGUUUAAAGGAUGUUUUUAAGAAACCCCAGGGAUAUAAAUCAUGACAACAUUAUUUAAACAGGAUUAAAAUUGUUGGGUUAAAAAUGUUGACCAUCUUAAUUUAUUAUAAAGUAUUUUUUUAGAAAAAAAAAGAUUUUUGUGAUGGAAACAAACAAAAUUAAGAUAAAUAAAUGUGU
Messenger RNA from Macrosteles quadrilineatus (aster leafhopper), 2554 nucleotides. RefSeq names its product alkyldihydroxyacetonephosphate synthase-like. Gene Ontology annotation, molecular function: FAD binding; alkylglycerone-phosphate synthase activity. The coding region runs from base 355 to 2250 and encodes 631 amino acids. The record is from RefSeq and is a predicted model, not a curated record. Lineage: Eukaryota; Metazoa; Arthropoda; Insecta; Hemiptera; Cicadellidae. The transcript is spliced from 13 exons. Gene Ontology annotation, biological process: lipid biosynthetic process.